Molecule: messenger RNA, 2953 nt
Organism: Vespula pensylvanica (western yellowjacket)
Lineage: Eukaryota; Metazoa; Arthropoda; Insecta; Hymenoptera; Vespidae
Gene: Actbeta
Product: inhibin beta chain
Exons: 5
Coding region: 809-2578 (589 amino acids)
Biological process (GO): SMAD protein signal transduction
Cellular component (GO): extracellular region
Molecular function (GO): growth factor activity; cytokine activity
Source: RefSeq, a predicted model, not a curated record
AGAGAGAGAGAGAGAGAGAGAGAAUCGACCAGGAUCAGUCAAAAAAAGCGACCAUAGUAUGCGAAGAACGACAAGUGUCCUUGACUUGGAAGAAUAAGAUUAUUACGAUUCUUUAAGGAAGAGAAAGUAGAAUAAGAAGACUGAAAAAGAUCAAGAUCGAUAUUCAGCAGGUUGGUGGAGAUUCGGCGAAUCGUAAAGAGGUGGGAUCGCGAAGCUCGAUCGUGCGUGUGCCUUGCGUGUAUUCGAAGGGAGCGCGAAUGGCCGAGAAAACGAGCAGGGUGUACCCGAUUACGGCGGUCCAGCGUGACGGUCAGAUCGAUCCCGAAGCACCGGCACCGGAUCGUUGGUAAUGGGGGGUUUAGGCGAGGAUGCCUUCUUCUCGUCGUCGUCAUCGUCAUCGUCGUCGUCGUCACCGUCGUUGCACGCUGUCGUCGCGUUAUCGUCGCGUCCGCGUUUUUGUCGUCGUCGCCGUCGUCAUCGCAGUCUCGCCUCUCAGCUGUCUGAGCCAAGGAAAGCUCUCACCGCGGAUAGGCACCUUCUGGGAUCCUUUCUCCUUACGGUCUUCGUCCUUCUUUUCCGUAGCAGCGAGAAAAAGAAGACUGCUAAGACGGAGACAAAGAGGAUCGGUAGCAUCGAUAGUAGCGAUAGUAGCGAAAGCGGGACCGUUCGUAGUCAUAGAAUCUUCGCCUCGGAGAGAAAAAAGAAGGAAGGAGAUAAGGUGCUCCUUGGAUCGGCCGCUCGAGAGGGAGAGGAAAAGAGAGGAAAGUGGAGGAGGUGGUGGGGGAGGAGGAGGUGACUCGCCGCCGAGAUGCACCAGGUGCCGUACGGAGUGGGACUCACCUCGAACGAAGGUCGAAUCGCCAAGUUCGGAGAGGAGAGCCAAUGUUGCCGGCGAUGGCACCAUCACCAACAACGGCAACGGCAACGGCAUCAACAACAAUACCAACAUCGGCAACAGCAACAACAACGAUCUCGUUGCCGGCCUCGUCAACGGGACAAAGGUGACAACGCCGACGUUUGCGAACGACCGAGUCGAGUCUUCGAGUAUACCGAAAGAAGAGACGAAAGUACACGACGCCUACACGUGCGAUCGCCUAAACUGUUCUCCGGAUACGGAGGCGGACUCCUGAUACCUUCCAAUUUGCUUAUUAUCGGACUGUUCCUCUGUUACCUGACCUUACCACCCGUCCAACCGAGACAGAAUCAUCAUCAAACCUGUCCUGGCUGUCCUCAUCAGCAGCAGCAACAUCAGCACCUUCACGAGAUCCAUCGAGGUGGCAGCAAGCAUGGAACUGCGCCGAGUCCCGAUGACCUCAGAUUGGAAGCUAUCAAACAUCAGAUAUUAACGAAAUUGGGAUUAAGGACGCGGCCCGACGUGAACAGGACCUUGGCUGCUGUCCCGAGACACCUCGCUUUGGAGACUCUAUACCGAGCCGAAGCUCAAGCAUCGCCGCAGUAUCCAGAGAGAACGCGGAACGAUCACGGAGCUGAAUACUCCGGUGAAUUUCUUUACGGUGGCGACGAGUAUUCUUACAAGAAUCUCGAUCAGCAAAACGAGGAGACGACAACGGAUGGUAAUUCCAAGACCACCACGCCCUAUCAGGGAUACGGGGAUUACGACACUAGGCCGGGACACGAACCUCAGGAGGAGAUGGAUGAUUUUUACGCGAGAACAUCGGAGAUUAUCACUUUUGCCGAACCCGGGCGUACGCUAAACGGACAACCAUUACUGGAAUUUCCAAUGUCCAGCGGCGAACCGGCAUUAGAACCUCUCAGGAUCAAACGGGCAACCCUUUGGACACGAGUAGAAUUCAGACAAGCCCAUCACUAUCAACAUCAUCGUCAGGGUCAAAGCAAUCAAAGGAACAUCACUCUCUGGGUAUUUAGGGUGCGUUGCGGCAACACAACGCAUUUGCGCGGCAAGGAACUCGGGGAGCAUCUCGAAAUGGUGACGUUCCUAGGCGUAAACGUUGGUCAAUUGGGCUGGCAGAAGUUCGACGUAACAAAGGUCGUCAGCAAUUGGUACACAGCGAACACGAAUUCACCGAGGGAUAAACUGACGCUCUUGGUGGAUUGCACAGGAUGCGGCACGCACGUUCACGUGUCGACCUUUGGCGGACACUCACCGCACGUGAUCGAGUCCUCGUUAAAUCCAAAAGGUGCUCAAGAUCCAGAUAGGCCUUUCCUCGUUGUACGUACGGAUCCCGCAGCUGUGAAACGCGUAAGAAGACGAGCGAUCGAAUGCAGCGGCGCGAUAAAGGGCCAAUGCUGCAAACAGAGAUUCUACGUGAGCUUUUCUCAGCUCGGAUGGGAUGAUUGGAUAAUCGCUCCUCAAGGAUAUUACGCGAAUUACUGCAGAGGCGACUGCGCGGCGGGUCACAGAACGCCGGACACGUUCCUAAACUAUUACACGCACGUGAUCGAAGAGUACAGGAAGAUGGAUCGGCUCGCCGGUAUGCAACCGUGUUGUGCACCCCUCAAGUUUUCGCCGAUGUCGUUAAUAUACUAUGGACCAGACUCAAACAUCAUCAAGAGGGAUCUCCCAAAGAUGGUGGUCGACGAGUGUGGCUGCCCUUAAUUCAAAUCUCCGAUUUAAGAAAGAAGGAAGAAAAGAAAGGAAUAAUAAAAAAUAAAGAAAGAAAUCGGCACCUCCCCUGCGAAAGAUCCUCCUCCUGCUCUUUAUCGCGAUUUAUUCGAGAGCCUUCAACCACGAGGGAUUUUGUUUGGAACUUCCUACGUUCUCCGAUUUCAACCAUCGAGAUUCCUCGAAAAAUUUUCGAGAAGAAUCGAGAGGAAUCGAAACGAGCGAGCGCGAUCGAGAUUUCGCCGAAGUCAAUAAAAUUGUUCUCGAAAAUGCGAUCGUGCUCGCUAUUAGAGAGCAUAAUGAAGAGCGAGGAGGAGUGAAAAUGAGAGGAAGGAGAAGUUAGAGGAGGACGAAACGAAACGGAAUGGA